Serpula lacrymans var. lacrymans S7.9 is the source of this 306-nucleotide messenger RNA. RefSeq lists its product as uncharacterized. The transcript has a single exon. The annotation marks the transcript as partial. Lineage: Eukaryota; Fungi; Basidiomycota; Agaricomycetes; Boletales; Serpulaceae. The record is from RefSeq and is a predicted model, not a curated record.
UUUACUGUGACGAUACCACUUGACUUGACGCUCUGGCAUCGUAGAUUGGCUCACCACCAUCAUGCUGAUGUCAAGGGACUGAUACAGAGAGAUCUGGUCACUGGGCUUACAUUGGAAUCAAAGGCUGCUUCUGAUCCUGUCUGUGAACCGUGCUUGUCUGGCAAGAUGCAUGCCAAUCCAUUUCCCUCAUCUGAUACUCGCUCUGCUCAUCCUUUGGACCUCAUCCAUUCAGAUGUACACCAAGUCUCUUCACCCACAUUCUCUGGAUAUUGUUACUGGGUCACCUUCAUUGAUAAUCACAGUUGA